Messenger RNA from Drosophila rhopaloa, 2437 nucleotides. It is a transcript of the gene Nt5a, whose product is annotated as 5'-nucleotidase domain-containing protein 1. Lineage: Eukaryota; Metazoa; Arthropoda; Insecta; Diptera; Drosophilidae. The coding region runs from base 139 to 1677 and encodes 512 amino acids. The transcript is spliced from 2 exons. The record is from RefSeq and is a predicted model, not a curated record. Gene Ontology annotation, molecular function: 5'-nucleotidase activity.
CUCUAGCAGUCGUAGACAAUAAAAUUUAUAGAUAGAAAAUGAUGUUGUCAAAACCACCUGAAAGAUAGUGAAAUUCGGAUUAAUUUUAAAUUUAGAUCACGCUACGGAGAAGUGAAAUGUGCUAGUGGAUAAGAUAAGAUGGCCCUGGGCAGAACGUCCUCCUUGGGCGCCCUUUUCACCUGCGUUUCCCCCGCCCCUAGCGUCCUUCGGAGAGCCACAUCUACGAAAACAAAAACAAACGGGCAAACAGAUGUUUCUUUGCUGUUAUGCAACGUUGCGAAAUUGGCGCAAAAUUCAAUGACGCUGGGAACUGUUAGGCACUUUCACAAUUCGACAGCGGGAAACUCAAGAUAUUCGGCCAGCACCAUCAUGACAUCGUACCACAAAGAGCUGCUCCUAAAGGACUACGAUAUAGUAGGUUUUGAUCUGGAUGGGACUCUCCUGCGCUACAAUCUCCGAGAGAUGUCUGCGCUGAUCUAUCAGGUCCUCAAGCUGUUCCUGGUGGAGCAAAAAGGCUAUGGAAAGGAGCUGCUGGAUGUGCCUCUCAAUGUUGACUUUCUGCAGAAAGGUUUGUUUCUGGAUGGACCUCGUGGUAAUGUCCUGAAGCUGAGCAACGAGGCAAAGAUCCUGCGCGCCACCCACGGCACUCGUCUCCUAAACGACGAGGAAAUCCAGGGUAUUUAUGGACCGGAGCGAAAAUGGGACAUCACUACCGCCUUCUUCAAGGAUCCCCUCUCCACUUGGAAUGGCGCUGCUUCCACUCAAAUGCGCUCCCUACUAGACUACUUCGAUAUGCCCAGUGCUUUAGUCUUUGCGCAGUCAGUGGAUCAGGUGGACAGAGAGAAGAAGCCAACGCCAGGGGAGGAAUACCAGGUCUGGCAAGAUGUGCAGGCGGGCCUGAUGCACAUCUUCAGCCGGGACCACUUUGCCAACGACAAAAGUCCGUAUUUCAAGAGCAUGCGAGCGGAACCCGCCAGAUAUGUACUCCAAACGGACUCCAGCGUGAUGAACUGGCUGGUCGAUCUGCGAAAAUCCGGAAAGCAACUGUUCCUGCUAACCGGCUCCAAUGUGGACUUUGCAAAUUUAACGGCCACACAGGCACUGGGCAAGGAUUGGCGGAAGUACUUCGAUUUUGUUGUAACCUACGCUAAGAAACCCGGUUUCUUUACCAUACAGCGACCUUUCAUGCAGGUGGAUAUGGGUAAACUAGAGGAGCUGCCUCAAGAGACGGAGGAAAUAAAGGCGGGUGAGGUCUACUCUCAAGGCAACUGGCAUCAAUUGCACGAGGCCAUGGCUAGGAUGCUCCAAAAGAAGCCAUCUGAAGCCAAGGCACUGUAUUUCGGUGACAACAUAGUCCAGGAUGUUUAUACACCGGUCAAACACCGCGACUUUGAUGCAGUGGCCAUAGCUGAGGAACUGCUCCUGGAGGAUGGUAAGUAUCCUUAUGCCGCUGAGUUGGAUUCCCAGCUGUGGGGCUCCUAUUUCGCCCUGGACUGCACGCCAACUCUGUGGGCUAGUUUUAUCAGCAGCUACGCUCAGUUGUGUGUGCCGUCGGUGGAGCAAGUGGCGCAGACUUCGCCAGAUAAACGAAUUAUCUGCUCUAAUCCGUAUGGCUUCAGUCCUCGGCUGCCCAAGGAACUGGAAACGGUGCAGAUCAAGGGCUGCUGGCGGGGAUGAGUGCAGCGUUAUCAUCUUUCUGGAGACAAUAAACGACCUGCGACCCUGAGGCGCAUUUAAUCCGAUAACGCUUAUUUCAGCUGGAACCUCUUCAAAAUUCUUACGUACAAUAACAAUAAAUAAUGCGAUCUUCUGAACUAUUCAAUUAGCGUCUACAGUGCAUGCCAUAGCUAUAAGAAUUCUUUAACACUCAACUAGAUUAACAAUGCAAAAUUCUUGGUGUUAACACAUCCAAUUUCAAGGAUUAUUUUAAUAAAUCAAUAUUGGUAUAGCCCGUAGUAAACUCAAUACUUUUGGACAUUAUUCAAUUUCACAGUAUUUGUUUUCAAUCCUUAUCUUAUUUCGGUUUACGAUUUUGAGGUCUUAUUCCGAAGUCCAAACAAGACCCGAUAAAAGUAUUGCACAAAUAUUUGAUUAUUAAGUUACUUCAAUUAAUUAAACAACAUUCUAUUGCAAUGGUUAAGAAAAUAAGUAGUUUACUUAAAAAAGAAUUAUGCAGUUUAAUAUACCUAUGUUAGCCCAAUUUAUUCCAUAAGUUCUUUUUUCAAAACACUAUUAGAUACAAAUUUUUCAAUUAUACAUACGAAUUUUGUCAUGAUGCCAAGCCUUAAUUUAAUUGCCUUAUUUGAAUAAUAAUUUAAGGACUUACACGUUGUGAACCGCACUGUCGAAGUACAGUAUAACGCUAAUUUUGCAUUUGUAUUUACAUAUGUACCAACAGAAACGAAAAGCAAAUAAAACGGGUUGUGCAUCAUCAUAA